Poecilia reticulata (guppy) is the source of this 1585-nucleotide messenger RNA. RefSeq names its product hemopexin a (gene hpxa). Gene Ontology annotation, molecular function: heme transmembrane transporter activity. Gene Ontology annotation, biological process: heme transport; intracellular iron ion homeostasis. Lineage: Eukaryota; Metazoa; Chordata; Actinopteri; Cyprinodontiformes; Poeciliidae. The record is from RefSeq and is a predicted model, not a curated record.
GCCGGUACCUUUUGCCCAGGUCUUCAGCCUACUGGACCAGAGGACAAGUCGUCAUGAAGCUGCUGCCCCAUAUUCUGUUGAUGUGCCUGGCUCUUGCUCUGGCAUGGGCCCAGGAUAAACACCAAGGCCAGCAUGGACGCCCAGACCAACAUGUACGCCCAGGCCAACACGGAGACCAGCACCAUGCAGCUGUCCUCGACCGCUGCAAGGGCCUUGAAAUGGACGCAGUCGCAGAAAACGAGGAGGGGAUUCCCUACUUUUUCAAAGGCGACCACUUGUUCAAGGGCUUCCAUGGGAAGGCCGAGCUGUCAAACAAGUCUUUCGCUGAGUUGGACGACCACCACCAUCUGGGCCAUGUAGACGCUGCCUUCCGCAUGCACUUUGAGGACGAUCCCACACACCACAACCACAUGUUCUUCUUCCUGGACAACAAGGUGUUCAGAUAUUUCCAGCACAAGCUGGUGGUCGGCUACCCCAAGGACAUCUCCGAGGUCUUCCCUGGAAUCCCGAACCACCUGGAUGCGGCCGUGGAGUGCCCCAAGUCAGAGUGUGGCAAAGACUCUGUGAUCUUCUUCAAGGGCGACGAGAUCUUCCACUUUAACGUGAAAACCAAGGCUGUGGAGAAGAAAGAGUUUGAGUCCAUGCCGAACUGCACGUCGGCCUUCCGCUUCACGGAGCACUACUACUGCUUCCACGGACACCAGUUCUCCAAGUUCGACCCGAAGACCGGCGAGGUGCACGGGAGGUACCCCAAAGAGGCCCGCGACUACUUCAUGAGGUGCUCCAAGUUCAGGGAAAACGGCGACCACCUGGAGAGAGAGCGCUGCAGCCGCGUUCACCUGGACGCCAUCACUUCUGACGAUGCCGGGAACAUUUACGCAUUCAGAGGCCACCAUUUUAUCCGUAAAGACAACAAUGACACGCUGACCUCAAACACCACCGAGAGCGCCUUCAAGGAGCUGCACAGCGAGGUUGACGCAGUUUUCUCCUACCAGGACCAUCUCUACAUGAUCAAGGACAACCAAUUGUUCGUUUACAAAGUCGGCGAGCCUCACACCCACCUCGCCGGUUACCCCAAGCCUGUGAAAGCAGAGCUGGGCAUCGAGGGCCCCAUCAACGCCGCCUUCGUCUGCCAAGAUCAUCACAUUGUUCACAUCAUCAAAGGUACGGACAUCUACGACGUGAACCUGAGCGUCACCCCCCGCGUCCCCACCAACAAGCGCCCCAUCUCCGUCCUGAGGAAGGUGGACGCCGCCAUGUGCGGCCCCGACGGAGUCAAGGUGAUCCGGGGAAGCCACUUCUACCACUUCGAGAGCGUCAUGCAGUUCGUCGUCGCCAGGGCUCUGCCCGAGCAGCACCGAGUGUCUCUGGAGCUGUUCGGCUGCGACCACUGAGCCGCUUUCUGGGAAAGGACUGAGCGGACGCCGCGGGGCGUCACAUGCAGCGGAACAUGAAAAAAACAAAACAAAACAAAAAACCAUACAGGUACUUACAACAUCCGGCGGGCGAGAGACGACACGGUCUUUGCACGCAACUUGCUUCCCUUCUGUGUUUUACCUCGAAAAUAAACCUCGACGUUUCUUAA